AUGGGGCAAGGCAGCAGUCUGGAGUGCUGCAACGUGCGGGGCCGCGUCUGUGAAGUCGAUAGCCUCUUCGGAGAGGACGACUUCUUCAGGGAAGCUCGAUGGGACGACUUCCACGAGUGCCAGGAGGGCUCCUCCGAGCACGACGACCUCUUCCACGCGGCGUCGGAGCAAGCCUGGCUGAAGUGCGCCAAGGGCACCUUAGCUGCGAGCUACGCCUCCUUCGAGCUGCACCGGAGGGCUCGGCGGGCCAUCAGCGCCAUCUCCAGCCUCUCAGGCAGCCGGCAAGAAGGGGAUCCGCCACCAGUCACGCUCAACGCGUCUGAGGAGGUGAACUCUGCCAGCCAGUGGCUAGGGCGGACCAUGGCCCAGUGGACCAAGGAUGAACUGCCGCCGACAGGCGAAGGGCCCUACUGGGCUCGUGGCGAUGGGAAGGGUCUCAUGGUUCGACAAGGCCCCAACUACAAGAAAUUCAGGAACAAGGCUCAGUCGCAAGGGAGUAUGUACAGCUGUGUCUCCUGCGAUGCCAUCCGGUCCACCGUGAAGGUGCAAGACAUCGUGGGGCGCCUGGUUCCGGUGGAGGACUUGCCUUCGCAGGAAACCUUCGCAGCGCACUGCCCGGCGGCCUCGUCUUCCUCUGCGCGCUGGUCCACCGCCUGCAAGCUGCCAAGGGUGAUUUGCAUGAAUCUUAUGCUGCCCUACGACACGGGCAUCGUACCCUGGAGACAAGAAGAUCCUGGUGCAAGUUUCGUCGCUUUCUUCCACAUCAAUCCCACCACCGUUUCCUCCUCGAUGAGCAAAGAGCCUUCACCAGAGGUCAGGCAACUCAUCGACUUCUUUUCAGGCCCCGCGGGUGCGCCGCAGGGGGACCGCUCGGACCCGGACCGCAGCCUCGCCGGCCGCCUCGAGCCCGGCAGAAAGAAAGACGUCCAGUCUGGAAUCUUCAAGGCCAACGCAAAGUGUUUGAACCCAGAAGAUGUGAACGUGCCCGAGAUGCUCAAUGCCCCUCGGCUCUCCGGCUCUCCGUGGGCGGCCUGCUUAGCACUGAACGUGAAUGGCAACGCCAAAGCUCAGGCUGGCAACAUGAAUGGCAAGGUGACGCAGACCCAUUUUGGCGUGAGCAGUCGCGACUGGGAGAAUCGUGAAUGGGGCGAUGAGGCGGCGGCCCUGGAGGAGGACGCCGGCAUCUUGAUGACCCACGCGGCAGCUCAACAAGACAAAGUUAAAGAGCAAGGCUUCAGCAAGAAUGAGUCCUUUGAGGAGCGCGAGAGCAGGAUCAAGUGCAUGAAGGAAUGA
Messenger RNA from Effrenium voratum, 1293 nucleotides. Lineage: Eukaryota; Dinophyceae; Suessiales; Symbiodiniaceae. The record is from the annotation of a GenBank genome assembly.